Molecule: messenger RNA, 624 nt
Organism: Leptosomus discolor (cuckoo roller)
Lineage: Eukaryota; Metazoa; Chordata; Aves; Leptosomiformes; Leptosomidae
Source: RefSeq, a predicted model, not a curated record
AGCAGCAGCCGCCUGGCCGAGGUGUCGGCGCCGCCCGCGCAGGGCCAACCGAUGACCCAGCGCGCCUUGUCUGUAUUGGUGUUGGCCAGCGCUGCCCUCAUCGUCUACUUCGUGAUCCGGACCGUGCGGCUCAGAAGGCGAAACAGAAAAACACGAAGAUAUGGAGUUUUGGAUACAAACAUAGAAAACAUGGAGCUGACCCCAUUAGAGCAAGAUAAUGAUGAUGACGAUACAACUCUAUUUGAUGCUAAUCAUCCUCGAAGAGAAGUACAUGCCUUUCAGUGAAAGAACUUAAUCUUAGAACCAGAGAAGGAGACUACUUCGUGGGAGGAAUAAGAAGCAAGAGGGUAUGCAAGUUGGGGGGACUAAUUUAAUUUAUGUAUAUUAUGGCAUCCUUAAUUUGUUGCAAUAAAUACUGUAUCAAUUUGUUGUACCUUUUUGUAUAUAGACGGCUCUAAAUGUACAGCCUAGGGAGUGAGAGUGCACUAAAAUGAAAACCUGUUUGGAAGGGAGAUUUCUUUUAAAACAGGGUAUUUUUUGCUUGUUAUGAAUCUUGUAUGCCAUAAGUGUGGUAUACACUUUUUCUACAGUAAUCUGGAAUGUUAAUUUUUUUUUUUGCUGAUA